UGUCGCUCCAGCGCACGUGAAGAUCCGGAGGAGAGGAGGAGGAGGAUGGAUGAAUCCAGCAUCCCAUGCACCACGGAGGACGGACACCUGCCAAGCUGGAGGUGGAACAGAUCCGCAAGGGAUCAAGUCCAAAUCAAGCCGAAGGUCCGCGAUCUGCCCGGAUUAUUAAAACACGGACUGAACCUGCGCAAAAAGAGCCAGUCACCUGACACCAUCCCAGGACCCAGCACAGGCGUCACACCCAAACCCAAGACAUGUUCUCAUAGUUUCCCUUGUGCUGGACGCGCGCUGAGAAAUGCGUUUCUUUCACAUGGACCAUAUCCAGCUAAAGACAAGAUUCACCUAGCCAGGAUUAUCAGGAGGAGUUAUGUUGGUGUGGAGUUGGUACAGUGGCUGCUGGAACAGUGUGUGUCGGUUCAGUGUCGGUUAAUGGCGUCACGUGUUUGGCAGGUGCUGCUGGAGCUGGGAAUACUACACUCAGUUGACCAGCGGUUGGUGUUUGAAGACUCUAACACAUACUAUCAGUUUUCAUUCGAGGAGUGCGACACUCAGGGUUGUGAAUUUCGUAAUGAGGAAGAAUGGCAGAAUGGAGUCAGUCUGCUGCUGCAGCUCGUUCCCUACGUACAGUUCAGAGUCGUCAGUCCACCCGAGGAAGACCCAGACAGAAAGCGAGAUAUCUGCAGCGAGAUUCUCCAGAUGAAAGCGCUGGAGAGACUCACGUCUACAGUACAGAAUGAACUGGCUGCUGCUCUCGCAAGAAAAGCCAAGAAAUCAAUGUCAGUUGACGACAGCUUGGAGGCAACAGACAGUUCUCCACAAGAACCCCAAAAACCCACCGAAGACAACAGCAAGCAGGCAGGCGUCUGUGCUCUCCGAGCUCCCGAUGACUUCUCGCGAUUAGAGGUGGUCCAGCGACUGGCCAAGGACGGGUAUCGGUUCCUUCAGAACCAGAAUUACCGGCUCCCGGAACGUUCCGCACAGGCGCAGAGUGAGGGCGUGGUGCGUGUGUGUUUGAAGGAGAGAGGUCAGGACGUGUUGGUUCUCAAGCGAGUUCCAUCAGAUCCUUCGUUUCCACAAACGGCGGGAGUCAAAGAUGAGGAUGGUGAUAAGAGGUAUGUCGUGGUGUCCGGAACGCCCCACAAGAUCCUGGAGCACCUGCUAAGCGACCUUCGCCUGGAUGAGCACCAGGGGGCGUCGGAGGGCAAAGAGGCGGAAAUGCUUCUGGACGACUUCCUGUUGACAUAUCUGGUCUUUAUGUCCACCAGUGAGCUCUGUCAAGCCCUGCUGGGACACUACUGUACCAAGCGCGUACUAAGUCGAGGGAAGGAGGAAGGAAAGGAGGCCCUGUAUAGGAAGCGGAAGGUAUUGCACCUUGUGUCCCAGUGGAGCGCUCUGUACAAGGACUUCCUGCGUGAAGAGGACAACGUCAAACUCUUCAUGAAGACGCUGUAUCGAUACGUGCUGGAGGACGUUUAUGAGUUUCCAACACUGGAAAAAGACUUGAAGGAAUUCCAGAAACUUCUGCGACGUAGACACACGGUGGAUGAUUAUUCUCCACACCAAAAGAAUAAAGCGCACUUCCAGCAGUUGAGUCUGAAGGAGAACUGUGUUUCACUACGAGUGUCUCCAGCUGAGAGUAAAGAAGUAAUGUGUCAUGUGUAUGUGAGCUGUGAUUCAUAUCUCAGUAUGAGAGUGAAACCUGCCGUAAUUGCUCAAGAACUGCUGCACAUCGUCGCUCAACGGAUGGACAGAUCAGAAGAUGACAUGAUGCUGGUGGCCCAGACUUACAGGGGCGAGAAGUGUGUCCUGCAGCCUAAUGACAGAAUUUAUUCAGGAUCUCUGGUGACUUCAGGUAGACUGAUCGCCUGUUGGAGAGAUCUCAACGAGAUACUGCCGCCCCUGACUGAGUGUCCAGAACUGGGUCAGAAGCCUGUCAGACUGCUGGGUAUCAACACGUGGGACGUAUCCGUGGCUCUCACAAACUUCGACUGGAAUCUUUUCAACUCCAUACAUGAGCAAGAUUUGAUAUUCUAUACGUUCAGUCGCCAAGCCAGCGGUGGACACACGGUAGCGCUGGAGUUCCUAUUGCAGCGUUGUAAUGAGGUCCAGCAGUGGGUGAUGUCAGAGGUGCUGCUCUGUCCAUCGCUCGGCAAACGAGUCCAGCUGCUUAAGAAGUUCAUCAAGAUCGCUGCUCACUGUAAAGCGCAGAGGAAUCUGAACUCUUCAUUCGCUAUCAUCAUGGGUUUAAACACCGCUGCCGUCAGUCGUCUAAACCAGACAUGGGAGAAAGUUCCUGGGAAAUUCAAGAAGCUGUUUUCUGAGCUUGAGUUGUUGACGGAUCCAUCUAUGAAUCACAAGGCCUACAGAGAUGCAUUCAAGAAGAUGAAACCGCCCAAAAUACCCUUCAUGCCUCUGCUGCUUAAAGAUAUCACUUUCAUCCAUGAGGGGAAUAAAACAUUUCAUGAUAAUCUUGUCAAUUUUGAGAAGCUGCACAUGAUUGCAGACACGGUCCGACUCAUUCGCCACUGUCAGACAGAUCAAACAGGAAAUGAGCUUUCACAGUGUGACAGUCCUGAAGUGCGAUCGAGUGUCCAUUACCUGCACAUCAUUGACAGUCAGCAGACACUGUUUGAACUGUCUCACAGACUAGAGCCCAGAGUGUAACAGCAUUCACUGCAGCUGCGGCAGCACAAACACAGCGUUUGUCUCGCUGUGAAAACAGAUUGAACUGCUAAAAUACAACAGCACCUUCACUGGACAGAGACGAGACACUUCGAACAAUUCCAGCUCCCAGCACUGACUGAACGGACACUGUUUGUGGGCGGCACUUUCACAGCCAAAUAAGGGAGAACUGUACAGUAAAUUGACCUGUUUGAGCACACAGGUUUUUAUUCCCAUGUUUAUAAAAUGUUUCAUGUCAGAAUUUAGUGUUGGUUGAUAUCAAUCUUUUCCUGUAUGCAAAAUAUAGGAAAAGUGUAAACAUGUUCAGCAUUUGUUUUGUUGAAAUGCAGCUGUCAAUGUUUAUUUAAUGUGGCGUUUAACUCUGAAAAUUAUUUUUACUGAUAUUUAUGAUUUUAUUAUUUCAGACAGUUAGGGCUGGGCGAUGUAGCUAAAGAAUUAUGUCUUGAUAUUUUUUUAGCCUUUGACGAUAUUGGUGUUUAUUUAUUUUUUAAAUGGAUUAAAAAAGUGAUAUGUUUUCAAUCAGAAGAACAUCAUUUAAACUAAACAGCCAUUGUUGACAAGUAAAAUCUACUUAGUAGAUUCAAAAUGUUUAAUGCCUAAUAUUAAACAAAAAAUGAGUUUAGAAAUGAUUAAAAAAUAUAUAUAUUUAAAGGCACAUUUUUUAAGAAAGGGAAUAAUGUAAUAGGAAUAUUUAUUUAGUCAUAUGCACCAAUAUAACAAUAAAUAAACAGCAAUAUUACUAACAUUUUUAUUAAAAUAAUUUAACAAGAUAAAAGCAAUUUAUGUGAACAAUUUUAGUGAUAACGCAAACAAAUCAUUUUUGAAUCAAGUUUUGAAUAGAUUCAUUGAAUAGUUUGAAGUGAUUCACGAAAAUGAAUCAAACUUACCAACUCUAACACAAUUUUUCUACUUAAGUUUAAAUCAUAAAAAUAACGUAAUGACAAAUUCUUUGAGACUCAAUGGCCUAAUAAAAAGUGCAAGAAAAUCAUUGCGAUAUUCACAACGUGCUUAAUUUUAUAUUGCUUGCAAAAUCAUCGCAAUCCAAUAUUCAAUAUAUCGUCCAGCCCUACAGUACAUAUGUGAUGAACUCAGACUGAACGAACAAAACAGGUGUCAAAGGUCAUGAUGAUGUCAUAAUGAGCCAAGUGCUCGCUUGAUUUUGAAUCUUGAUCUAAUUCAUUACUGUAAUUACUUUUAAGUUAAAAAAAAAGCAGUGUAAUGCAUUGCAUUUUAAAUUACUGUAAUCAGAUUACAAUUACUGACUUUCAAUUUACUUUUUUUUUUUUUUUUUUUUUAGAUAAUUAAUUUGUAAUGGAUUAUUUUUAUUGAGAAAUUUACCCAAUAAUUAUCUUGAUAUUACGAGAUAAUUUUGAGGUUUUUUUUGGUUUGUUUUAUGUUUUAUAUUUCAUUUUAUUUAUUUUUUCCAAUUUUAGAUAAAUGUGACUGCAGCCAGCUUAAUGCCUAUUUUUUGUGACAUACCAACAACUGAAGCUUUUCUUAUUAAGUGUAAUUGUUACAGAGACCUGACAGUAUUAUUUCUAAUUCUUUUUCUUUUCCGUCUGUUUGAUGGUCAAGACUCUUAUUUCGUUUUGUGGAGUUUGCCCAUAACUGGUGUGGCUGCUCUCUGAUGUCAUUGCAUUUGGAUACAAUUGUUUGUAUUUACAGUACUGAAACUCUUGUGUGAAAAUAAUUUCCGUUUUAAAGUAAUUCUAAAGUUACAUGCAUGCAUAUUGUAUUUGCACUUACAUCUUUGUUUGUACAUUGUGUAAGAAUGUAUAUAUUGGAUACGUUUAUAUCAUUUGCAUACACACGUUUCUGUGCCAAGCACUUAUGGGAGAGAAAUGCAAUAUGAGAACAUUUUAAUUUUGUGAAAUGUUUUUUAAAAGCCUUAGCUGCCACUAUGAUUCCCAGUUUGUUCUGGAAGUGAAAUGUUUCAGUGCACAGACAUUUUCGCUUUUUAAACAAAUAGUUCUUCUAAAAAUUGUGUUCUGUCAUUGUUUACUCACUCUUGUGUCGUUACAAACCCAUAUGACACAUAUGACCUUAGAAGAGUUGGAAUAAAGCGCACAAGUCGUAUCAACCACUUUUAUGAUAAUUUUAUGGUGCUUUUUGAAACUUGCAUGAAAAAAGCAACCCGUUUAUUCUUUAAAAAUUGUGCUUUUGUGUUCCAAAGAAAAAAGAAAGGCAUACGGGUUUGGAACAACAUGAGGGUGAGUACAUGAUGAUAAAAUUUUCAUUUUUGGGUGAACUGUUCUUUUAAAUGGGUUUGAAAUGAUGUCAAAAUUUUGACACAUUGCAGUUUCAUUCUUUGAGUGGAUUUCAUCAUUGCAUUUCUUUUAAGAUACCUCAUUUCUUUAAACAUUUAAAGGAAUAGUUCACCCAAAAAUGGUGCACAUUAUUAUUAAUUAUUAUUCUCUCAUGAUUCACUUACGCUGAUGCCAUCCCUGAUGUGUAUGACUUUCUUUCUUCAGCAGAACACAAAUGAAGAUUUUUAGAAGAAGAUAGAGCUCUGUCAGGUCCUUAUAAUGCAAGUAAACGGGUGCCAGCACUUUGACGGUCCAAAAGUACAUUUAGGCAGCUUAAAAGUAAUCCACACGAGUUGAUCAAUGAAUGUCUUCUGAAGCGAAUCGCUAAGUUUUUUUUUCUCCCAAUUUGGAAUGCCCAAUUCCCAAUGUGCCACCCACCGCGGCAUCCACACUCAACGCACCACGCGCCCCACUGAGAACGAACCACAUUAUAGCAACCACGAGGAGGUUACCCCAUGUGACUCUACCCUCCCUAGCAACCGGGCCAAUUUGGUUGCUUAGGAGACCUGGCUGAAGUCACUCAGCACGCCCUGGGAUUUGAACUCCAGGGGUGGUAGCCAGUGUCUUUACCACUGAGCUACCCAGGCCCUGAAUCGCUGGGUUUAAGAAAGUCGAUAAUUAAAACAUUAACUUAAAAAAAUAAAAUUAAAAUAAAAAAUGCUUCCUGUCAGCAGUCGUCGCAUCAGUAACGUUAGUGCAAUGGCGCGUUCACGCGAGAAGUCGGAGCGUGCACUUUUUAUACAACGAGGAACAAAUGUCUCACGAGAGUUAGUUCAUUUCAAACUGAAAUGCAGCACUGGACGGAAACAACGAUAUAAGGUUAAAACGUUUUAAUUAUCGAUUUGUGUGGAUUACUUUUAUGCUGUCUAAAUGUGACUUUUGGACCGUCAAAGUGCUGGCACCUGUUUACUUGCAUGAUAUGGACCUACAGAAUUCAGAUCUUCUUCUAAAAAUCUUCAUUUGUGUUCUGCUGAAGACAGACAGUCAUAUGCAUUUAGGAUGGCAUCAGGGUAAGUGAAUCAUGAGGGAAUUUUCAUUUUUGGGUGAACUAUUCCUUUAAGGGAAUUAUAGGUUUCAUUUAAAUAAUUGAACAGCUCAGGAGAGAGUCACAGAAGUCUGCCUGGAUGCCAUGAUUUUCUACAGAAUAUUUAAAAAUAUUAAAAAAAAAUAUGGUAUCAAGUACGAUUUGGCUUGUUGUGCCAAAUUUUGGUUCACUUAUAAUGAUUCCUCACUGCCAUAUUUGGUUUACUGACACUAAACUGCGAACAUCUAACCUGAGCGUCCUAUGUUUUGACACAGACGUUUUGUAAUAUUUAAAUUUGCCACUUUUUGAGUCUGUGUGUUUAAAAAGAUUAUUCCAAGUGCACAAUAUACAGAACGAUGUGCCAUUCUUAGCUAGAGGUGAUGUCAAAAUUGUUUUUCCAGGUCAGUGGUUGAGUGAAUCUUACAAAGAAAUGUUCAUGUCAUAUUUAUAAAAAAUAUGAGAAAUUAUAAUUUGCAUCAAGAAAAUUAAGCCUAUUUUUUGACUAUUACAUUUUUUUGUUGUUGUUUUUUUUUGGGGGGGGGGGGGGGGAUUGCAUUGUGAUAUUAUUUUCAUGACAAUUAAACACAUUUUCCUCCCAAAUUCUCACUACCGUAAUGUUACAAAAUCUUGUACAGUAAUGAAACUUAAAAUCAUCAUAAAUUAAAUUCAGGAUGACAUAUACUAUCAUGAUGUAUACUAACAAUCUCAAUGGUCUUAAAAUAGGGUUCGUAUUCUUGAUGAAAAGUAUACACACACACACACACACACACAAAAUAAUAUUUAGGUCUGUAUUUAAGAUAUGCAUAUUUUAUUUCAAAAUUCCUUCAAAUUGAAUUGAGUCACCUUUAACUAAAAUAAGAAACUAAAUAUGUUAAGUUUUAUACAUGUAAUUUUGUAAAAUCAUUAUAAUUAUAAUAAUUUGAUGGAAUUUUGUAAUGAAAUUGAAAUAUGUAAAUCUUAAAUAUUGGCAAAAAUAUUUUAAAUGGAAUUAUUUUGAGGUUUGCCAUUUUCGUAAAGCGUAAACUUCAGGUUGCAGGUGAACAACAAAUAUAUGGUCCUGGUAAAUUGUGAUUUGUGGUGUCUUGACAAGAACAAAUUACUUUCAAAAGGGAGGGAACUGCAUUUACUGUUUUGUUAAAAUCACGAUUUAUAUGGAGUGUAGAAAGCCACUAAGAAAAUGUAUCUUAUUGUAAUCUGCAAAUAUAAAUAUAGAUAGAAGAGAAUGGAAUGGAAUUCAAAGCAAUACUGUUUGUUUUUCCUCUGUUGCUAUAGAAACCACACAUCUUUUAUAUAUCCUGCAAUUUUACAAUAAUGUUCAAAAUCAAAUGUCAAUAAAAGAUAUUCAUUCACUGUCUAA
Molecule: messenger RNA, 7369 nt
Organism: Myxocyprinus asiaticus (Chinese sucker)
Lineage: Eukaryota; Metazoa; Chordata; Actinopteri; Cypriniformes; Catostomidae
Product: rap guanine nucleotide exchange factor 5-like
Exons: 26
Coding region: 46-2664 (872 amino acids)
Biological process (GO): Ras protein signal transduction; positive regulation of GTPase activity
Cellular component (GO): plasma membrane
Molecular function (GO): guanyl-nucleotide exchange factor activity
Source: RefSeq, a predicted model, not a curated record